Messenger RNA from Trypanosoma rangeli, 969 nucleotides. RefSeq lists its product as uncharacterized. The record is from RefSeq and is a predicted model, not a curated record. Bases 1 to 969 code for a protein of 322 amino acids. The transcript has a single exon. NCBI's taxonomy places the organism in Eukaryota, Euglenozoa, Kinetoplastea, Trypanosomatida, Trypanosomatidae.
AUGACGGAGGGACGCUUUGAGACCGUUUACAACCUUCGGCCAAAAAAUUGGGAUGGACGUCGUCAUUGGACCAAUUGGCAUCACCUCUACGACUGCGAAAAGGACCAUUUGGAGCGCGAAAGCUGUCCCUUUCAUGAUCUCCGUUCCGGAGGACAAUUUCAGUAUGAGCACGGUGGAGGAGGGGGCUACCAGGCCUCUAUUCCCCCAGCUCGUCUUAACGAUCGUCCAUGUGGCGAUAGAAUGGACUUUGCAAAAGGACCUGGUACACAGAUUGGCGGUUUUGGAGAUAUACCCUUGGAUGUGGAAGCUGGACGUCCCCUAAAACAUAACAAACACCCAGGACGAACGGCAAUCUUCACCAAGAAGAAUCCGUUGAAUCGUGGGCUCUUUAGCACCUACCCGUAUAUGCCCGAUCCACCAGACGAGAAGGCCGCGAGACGAGAUGACAGAAUGGGCCAGGGUGGAAUAAGGGCUGGGCGUGUUGAUGGUUUGGGCCAGGCACCAGAGUGGAUAUCGGAUCCGUACCAAGACAAACCUGACCGAGGACGCAUUCAUCACCUAAAGGCAGGACCACUGAAUUACAGACCUGAGGAUCGUCCGCCGUGGAUGCCAGAAGGAGAACCUGAAAAGCGUAAAAAUCGAACUCAUGGGGCCUUUUAUGCUGGUAAACCAUGCGGCAUCAUCAAUGAUAUAGAAUGGAUUCCCGACCCACGUAUUGAAACUGGAGUCAAGAAACAGGCACGACCAUUCCGUACUUGGCACACACGAACAAAGUUUUCUAUGCCAACGCAUGCGCCGUGGACCACGGGGAAAAUCACGGCCGAGCCUUUCCGUGGACCAAAUUUAGAUGUGACAACCGCCGGAUUACCCUCACUAGACACCUACAAGAGGGUGAAUAUGACACAAACCAUCGGCAAGGAGGCUGCGCUUGCCUCAAUAAAGGCACCGGAGCCUGUAAGACUGAAGUGA